This is a messenger RNA of Thelazia callipaeda (thelaziosis nematode), 648 nucleotides long. The record is from the annotation of a GenBank genome assembly. NCBI's taxonomy places the organism in Eukaryota, Metazoa, Nematoda, Chromadorea, Rhabditida, Thelaziidae.
AUGAUUACCUUACGAUCACUUACAUGUAAUAAAGGAAGAGAAUUUAUCUCUUCCAUACGCGGUCUUUAUGGACGAGGAGUACCCCUUGUGCUUGUGCACACACACACGAUGGAUAUCGUGUUGUGUGAAUUUUACAUGAUUUUGUGGAUUUGGAUUCUUGCUUACGAUAAUUCCUGGCUCAUGGUUGCCCUUCCUCAUCUAUGUUUGGAGCGGCGAUUGGAAAUUUAUAGGAUGCUAACAACAGUUACCUUGAAUGUUAAAGAAGCGCGGUUUCGCGCAGAGGUUCUUCUAGAAUACCUCGAACAGGCACAGUGCGAAGACGAAAAUCUCAAUGAAAGGAAUGACACGCAUCUUCUUCGAUUUACGAAGGGUCUACUUGGAAGUCUGAUGAAUGUGAAGAGCAAUUUUUGUUUGAAGAUUUUUGCGCAUGACAUAACUUCUAAAAAGAAGUCCUCACGUGCCAUUAUCCCCAUGAAUUGUGGACCAAUGGCUCAAGAAACAAUGCAUAUUGGUCGAUGGAAUACUAAUUGCGCAGCACACAAAAUGCGCAAGAUAUGGAUAACAAUAAGUGAAGAAGGACAUAUGACCUUCAGUCAGCGAGGAUCCAUUGCACACUGGCAUACAAUUAAAUGGUUUUCACUGCUUUGA